Messenger RNA from Babesia bigemina, 1824 nucleotides. RefSeq names its product glutamyl-tRNA synthetase, putative. Gene Ontology annotation, molecular function: ATP binding; glutamate-tRNA ligase activity; tRNA binding. The transcript has 9 exons. NCBI's taxonomy places the organism in Eukaryota, Apicomplexa, Aconoidasida, Piroplasmida, Babesiidae. Gene Ontology annotation, biological process: glutamyl-tRNA aminoacylation. The coding region runs from base 1 to 1824 and encodes 607 amino acids. The record is from RefSeq and is a predicted model, not a curated record.
AUGUAUCAUUGCUUCGUUGUUUUUACCUUCCUAGUUACUCAUUUGUGUUUUAACGUGGAUGCCAUAUCUACUGCACGUCAUAACUCGCCUGUAUCGUUAAGCAGGAAUGCCACCGUCGUCCGAAAUGCGGCGUUUGUUCUAUCUGUCCAUAAACCUUCCUCGUCAUUGCGUCUCAAUGCACUUAACAAUGUAGAAUCCGACAACGAUGAAGACGUUCCAGAUGUAUCUGCGAAGUCGGUAAAGACUAAAGGCUCGCUAAAGGGUGUCCGUGUCCGCUUUGCGCCAUCGCCUACUGGAAGGCUCCAUGUUGGCAACCUGAGGACCUUCAUCUACAACUACCUCUUCGCGCGCAAACACAGCGGCACGCUAAUACUGAGAAUUGAUGACACGGAUGAUGCUCGAGAGGAAAGCGGAUCUUUCGAAACCAUCAUUUCAGACCUAAAAUGGUUGGGAUUCUCGUGGGAUGAGGGCCCAGGAGGCAAUAUCAAGACGGAAGGGUACCAGCAAUCUAAGAGGCAGGAUGUUUACAAGGAAGUGGCUGAUCUGCUGCUGCAGACAGGCAAGGCUUAUCGCUGUUUCUGCACGCAGCAAGAGGUACAAAAUCGGAAGAAGAAUGUAAAGGAGCGAGGAAUAGAACUCAGCUAUGAUAAGCAGUGUUCACACCUCGAGGCGGCUAGCGUGAACGCAAAACUGCUCAGUGGCAUGCAAUACACCGUUCGCCUGCGCAACGACCAGUUUAACGAGGACAUAAUCUUGCUGCGGUCAAAUGGCACCGCGACGUACAACUUCGCAUGUGCCGUGGACGACCACCGCCACGACAUUAGCCACGUUAUCCGCGGCGUAGACCAUCUGACCAACACGCGAUGGCAAACUUCUGUACUGCACGCAGUGGGCACAGCGCUGCCGACUUACAUUCAUUGCGCGCUGAUGCGGAACAAGGACCUCACCAAACUUGCGAAGCGCUCAGAAGACGCAGUCAAAAUAUCAGACUUGCGCGACCUGGGUAUUUGCAAGCUGCCCAUUGUGAACUACUUGGCAAUGCUGGGCACCAAGUAUUCCGACGACCCAGAAUGCCGCGAUUUCGAUCAACUUGCGCAGUUGUUCGACGUAAACCUGUUAUCUACGGCGCCAAUAUCUUUCGACAUGGCCAAGCUAAAGUGGCUCAACCGAAACUACAUCACCGGCCUGCCCUAUUUCGCCUUCGUCGACCAGCUACGUACGUUCCUAUCGGAGGCAUCGGAUCUAGACCUUUCCAUGCCAGCUGAUAAGUUCCUAAGCCUGGUAACUGCCGCGCCACCCGUGCUGAAGAAGGGCGUCGACACAAUGCGGGAUUUCGUGUCACUCAUCGAGUCGUCGCUGCGUUACAAGGCUCCACGCUUCGUGGGCCCCGACAGCUACGGAUACGGAGGGUACUUCCUUAACAACGAAUCGCAGAAGUUCCUAGACACGUUCACCGAGUGGGCGCAACAGCUCGUGGCGGCCAGGUGGGUUGAACUGAACGGUACUAACCUCGCAACCGGUAACAGCGACUUGGGGCAAUGUCUAUACAAGCUAAUGGACGAUAUGCUGCACAGCGACGAAUUUGACGCGAUCGAAGGCCACGACCACCUGCCGGUGGUCCGGCACGCGUUCACCGGUGAGACGCAGGGGCCGCCACUGACGGCGCUGAUUGAGUUGUGGCGAGUCGCCGAAAUGCUGUCAGUCGCGGGUUUCGUGCCGCUGCGGGAGCGGAUUCGGCGACUGACUCAGGUGGACUCCUCCGCCACUGACCCAGUGGCCGAACGGCUAUUUUCACCCGGAUCACGAAAUUCCAGUGCGAAAUAA